CCGCGUGUGCCGGGUCUGGCUGCGCGGCAGCUCCGGGCGGGAGCUGGUGUGCAGUCCCCGGGAAUGUGUGAGGAGCUGCGGGGCGGGAAGAGCCCGGAGGCGCCCUUCAGCGGCUCGAGUCAGGCGGUGGGGGCUGAAAUAACUGUAAACCAGAAAAAACAGGCGAUCGCUUUUUCCUUGUCGUGCUUUGGGUGAUGGACUUGUUCAGGGGUUUGCUGGUGUGAACUCUGGGAUCGUGUUUAAAAACGACUUAAAACUGGUUUAGGGCACAGCAGUCUUAAGUGUUUCCCUCAGCUUUCCUCGGCCCCUCAGCACAGCUUGUGAGAAAGGACGAGAUUAAAGCUGCAGAAUAUCUGUAAAGGAAAGUGAAACUAAGUAUGCUCAUUGAAAGUAAGUGGAAUUGUGGAAAUUGGAGGUGAAACUUCAGCCGUCAGAGAGCUGGUCUUGAAUCAAUCCAAGAAUGAACAAAUGUAAGAAGUCUUAUGUUAACCGGACUACAAACCUUGACAAGUUCAGUCCUGAAAUUCUGUCUGAAAUUGAGAAGCUCUUUGCAAAGAAGUUUACUUACACUAAGCCAGUGAAUAAUGAGUGGCAGCUUCCAGAUCCCAGCAAUGCUUUUACAAGCGAUCACAAGGAAUUCGACUCACUUCUGGCUCUGAAGAACUCCAUGAAUGACGUGAAGAAUCAACUCAGUGAUAAGAACCUGGAUGAAUGGCAUCAGCACACCUCAUUUACCAAUAAAGCAGGGAAAAUAGUUCCUCAUGUGAAGAAAUGGGUGAAUGCUGAGCUGUGUACCCAGGCGUGGUGCAAGUUCCAUGAGAUCCUGUGCAGUUUUCCUCUUCUCCCUGAAGAAGCUCUUCAGGACAGAGAACUGAAUACUGUCCACCUCUGUGAAGCACCUGGAGCUUUCAUAGCCAGCCUCAACCACUACUUGAAAUCCCACCAUGUCCAAUGUGACUGGAAUUGGGUAGCGAACACUCUAAACCCAUAUCAUGAAGCCAAUGACACUCUUAUGAUGAUAAUGGAUGACCGUCUCAUAGCAAAUACCUUGCCUUGGUGGUACUUUGGCCCAGAUAACACUGGUGACGUGAUGACACUGAAACACCUAACAGGACUUCAGAACUUUAUAAGUAACAUGGCCAUAGUUCACUUGGUGACUGCUGAUGGCAGCUUUGAUUGCCAGGGGAAUCCGGGAGAACAGGAGGCUCUUGUCUCACCCCUUCAUUACUGUGAAACAGUCAGUGCUUUAAUGAUCCUGGGCACUGGAGGGUCCUUUGUUUUGAAAAUGUUCACGCUGUUUGAACACUGUUCUAUCAAUCUGCUCUUUCUGCUAAACUGCUCUUUUGAGGAGGUCCAUGUCUUUAAGCCAGCCACUAGCAAAGCUGGCAACUCAGAGGCCUAUGUGAUUUGUCUUCGUUACAUGGGCAGAGAGAGCAUCCAUCCGUUGCUUUCUAAGAUGAUACAGAACUUUGGAACAGAAAUGGUCAACAAAGCACUUUUUCCCCAGCAUGUGCUGCCAGAGUCUUUUCUUAAACUACAUGAAGAGUGUUGCAUGUUCUUCCACAAGUGCCAGGUAGAAACUAUCUCUCAGAACAUCCAUCUCUUUGAGUGCAUGGGAGAAGCAGAGCAGACAAAACUGAACAAGUUAAGAGAUUGUGCAGUGGAGUUCUUCAUGCAGAGACUUUGUCUGAAACCCAUUUCCAGAAAGAACUGGCUUGUCAGGAAAUCUCGGACUGGUUGCAGCAUGAAUACAAAAUGGUUUGGGCAAAGAAGCAAAUAUUUUAGUACGUACAAUGAAAGGAGGAUGCUGGAAACCCUCACGUGGAAUGAUAAAGUGGCAAAGGGCUAUUUUAAUCACUGGGCUGAAGAGCAUAGUUUAAAUACUGCUGGGAAAAUGUGUGUCUUGGAAGGAUUGUCUUCUGACCUCGAGUGUAGCUUGUGGUAUGUUUUGGAAGGAAAAAGAUUACCAGUGGUAAAAUGUUCCCCAUUCUGUGAUGGUCAAGUCUUGGAAAAUCUGAAUGAAGCGCUGAACACAUUGAUGGGGGAGAGUCUGAAGAGCAGAAAGAUACUGCAGGCAUGUCAGUCGUGUGAAGUGCUUCCUGGGGAACUGAUACUGGCAGAAGUGUCUGAUCUCUCCAGAUGUCACCAGGAAGUCCUAAAGGGAAGAUGUGGUGACCAGUUCACGUGCCUUGUGGUAGACUUCUCAUCCCUCUGUGAUAUUGAGAGCCAGCCCAACAUGGAAACAAAGCUCCUGGACUCAUCCACACUGCUGACAUUCAGCCUCUCUUUGCUUUAUGAUGGAGAACCAAAGUACCAGCAGCAGCUUUUGGACUGUGUUCUGCAUUCGUUGGAUCAGCUGACAGUGGGAGAUGCAUUGAUUUUGCCUAUUCUUUCUUGUUUUACACGCUUCACAGCUGGCCUGGUAUUUAUAUUGCACUGCUGCUUCAGACGCAUCACAUUCAUUUGUCCAGCCUGCCCUGAGCCCUUGAGGAGCAGCGCUGCUUUGCUGUGCGUUGGUUACCGAGGCCUCCCAAAUCCAGUUGUACUCUACCUGCAGCAUCUGAAGGAGCUAAUGAGCUCUUUGCUUGACACAGACUCUCCCCAGCAAGUUUUGCAGUUUGUGCCCAUGGAGGUUCUCCUCCAGGGCAAGCUGUUGGAGUUCUUAUGGGAUUUAAACACAGCCAUUGCCAAGAGACAGCUUCACUUGAUUGUGGAAGCUAAGCAGCAGCAAAUGACUAGUGAUGUUUCACUUUAAAAUAGCUCUAGAAUUGAGCAAGUUGCUGCUGCUAGACCUUCUUUCACAGGCAGGUAGAAGGUGUUAAAAACAUUGUGAAUGUGAAGGUGAUGUUACUGCAAAAACCCCUGGUGUGAUGUUAGUGCUGGGGGGAUGUUUUGAGCUAUCAGUCCCACUUGCACCACAUUUUCCUGUUGUACAGAAACCUGAGGCUUAAUCUCAAAUGUAGGGGACAUGGGAGGGACAAUGCAUGAAGUGGAGAAACUGUUUCUUUUCUGUCCCGGCUCUCUCUGAGCAAGUUUCUUUGUGUGCCAUCUAAUUCAGAAUUGACUGUAGUGACAGGACAAGGAGUAAUGGGUUCAAACUAAAACAGAAGUUCAGGUAAGAUACAAGGAAGCGGUUCUUUCCUGUGAGCGUGGUGAUGCACUAAAACAGGUUGCCCAGAGAAGCAGUAAAUGCUCCAUCCCUGGCAUUGUUCAAGGCCAGGUCGGACAGAGCCUUUGGUGACAUGGUCUAGUGUCAGGCAUCCCUGUCCAUGUCAGUGGGGUUGGAACUGGAUGAUCUUAAGGUCCUUUCCAGCCCUAACCAUUCUAUAAUUUUAUAAUUCUAUGAUUCUGUGAUUCUAUGAUGGUAGGUGUGGUGGUGCAUUAUACCUGUAACAUCAGGCCAGAUGAUGGGGGACCCUGUUUUGUGACGUUAGCCCUCUUCUACUGAUCCAGCAAACCGUGGGGGUUUUGACACAUAGGUACUUUUCCAGGGUUUGUAGGAUCUGAAACAUGAGGUUUGGGCCAGAACGCUGAGUGGUGUGGUUUUGUGUGGCUUUUUAGAAUAAUUAUUCUAAUAAUUUCAGACUCCUUAGAAUAGUUUGAGAUGCCUGAGCAAAGAAGACUUCCAUCUGUCUAUUAACAAGAAGCUGCAAAUGUUUUUCAGGCUGAAAAUGUGAUCAUGCGUGUUUCUGUGUAUCAAGAAAUGCUUUGGGUACCAUUGGAGGCACAAUAAGCUGAAGGAGUUUGUGAUAACUGUCUUUGGGAAAGUAUGGUUAAGACUUCAUAGAAUCAUAGAAUCG
Molecule: messenger RNA, 3800 nt
Organism: Pezoporus occidentalis (night parrot)
Lineage: Eukaryota; Metazoa; Chordata; Aves; Psittaciformes; Psittacidae
Gene: CMTR2
Product: cap methyltransferase 2
Exons: 2
Coding region: 461-2755 (764 amino acids)
Biological process (GO): 7-methylguanosine mRNA capping
Cellular component (GO): cytoplasm; nucleus
Molecular function (GO): methyltransferase cap1 activity
Source: RefSeq, a predicted model, not a curated record